CAUGUGAUCAGUUGCUUAUUAUAUUAUCCUCUCUGUCUCUCUUAUCUCUCUUCCUUUGCCCCCAUUUCUCAUUUCACCUUUGCUUUUCUUAUCGUCAGAUCUACAGAUCAUUAUACUCUCUCUAUUUCUAGUUGACCCUUCGCUGGAAGAGCUUUUCAGUGGCCUUUUUCUCUCACAGGAGGGAAGGCCAUGUGAGUUGUUGCAAGCCGACAGGUAUAGACAUCAUUUUGUUUGGUUUUCAUUGAGGUUAGUAGUUUGGUUAGUUGCUGCCAGAUGGGUAAAUGCCAGGGUUGCGGAAAACUAGGAAGAAUGGUGAGUGACGGGCCUAUGAGUGCUUACCAAUCUUCUCUUCUUCAGUCUCCUGUUGUUUCUGUCUGGGACUGUAUUGUUCGUAAAAUGAGGUAUUCCUUUAGACCUGAGUUUGUGUAGGUGUACUUCUCGUAAACGCUUUAGAUUGGAUAGCAUUUAGUCUUUUGCAAUAGUAUUAAAUACAGGGCACAAAGGAAAGGAAAAUAAAUUAGUCACAGAGAGUAUGAAUACUUCUUUAGAGAUAUCUUAACAAAGGGGAAGUCAGAUUUGCUUAAGUGUUAUUGUUUGAGAAUCAGUUGGCAAAAUGGACUGUGCUAAAGUUGCAUCUGCAGUUAGAAAAGACAAGAAGAAGCAAGUUAAGGAUGAGUUGGAUCGAAUUAAACAGGCUGAGAAAAAGAAGAGGCGCUUAGAGAAAGCCUUGGCUACUUCGGCUGCCAUCCGUUCUGAACUGGAAAAGAAGAAACAGAAGAAGAAAGAAGAACAGCAAAGGCUUGAUGAAGAGGGUGCUGCGAUUGCUGAGGCAGUUGCUCUUCAGGUCCUUGUGGACGAAGACUCUGAUGAUUCAUGUAAGCUUAUCUUGAAGAAGGACGAAGGAUGGAAUGCAUGGGAUCUUUGUAGCAAUUUUGACUUGUACAUUGGGGGACAACGACCCAUACUCCCUCACCAAGACUUCUCGACAUAUUCACCUGAAGGAAUAGACUGGGAUUCUGGGGCAAGCGGGUAUGCAUGCAUGUCGAAUGAGUGGGGAAAUUCUGACUGGAUGAUCUCAUCUGAACCUUGUGUAAGGGAUAUUCAGUAUCACUAUUUUGAUGAGGGAAAUUGGGAGGUUGCAAGAAUUUCUCCUGAUCUACUUGCAGCACAGGCUGUCUCAUCUCUUCAGAUCGCUGAAGACGCUCCAGUGGACUCGUAUAUCUUCAAUCAGGUGUUGAGGGAGUGAAUUAUUUGGAAGUCUUAAAUCUGUAAUCCAGUGAAUUAUUUGUUGUUGUUGUUGUUAAGUCUGUAAUCCAGUUGGUGGUGCCAAACUACUAUUUUUUUCUUAAUGGGUUUGAAUAAUCUCAUGUAUAUAUUUGAAGUUGAACUCAUCCGUUUGCAAUAUGUACGCUCUUUGUUGUUGCUUGUGUUUUAAAAUUUA
Nicotiana tabacum (common tobacco) is the source of this 1441-nucleotide messenger RNA. RefSeq lists its product as uncharacterized. Lineage: Eukaryota; Viridiplantae; Streptophyta; Magnoliopsida; Solanales; Solanaceae. The record is from RefSeq and is a predicted model, not a curated record.